GAUUGUCAAAGCUUCUCAUUUCCGUCUUCAGUCUUGCUUCACUCCUCCUCCUUCUUUACCCUUGGAUCGGUUGGGUGGAUCGUGGAUCUUCCUAGAAGUCGAUCAGUGCAGUCACUAGUCAAUCCCUAGUCGCUCCACGAUGACGUAUGGCCGAUAGAGUCCGUCAGCCACAUCAUCCAGACAUCCAACCAUCAACAGCUUCAUCGGCAAAUUGCGUAUGUAAUCAGUGUCAAAGCAUUUUCCACAUUUCAGUUGUUUUCCGUUGGUGACAUAUGGGUUCGUUCGUAUUAGAGCACGUGAAUUGAAGAAGAAAUGCAGAGAGGCAGAGAGGACAAAGAACGACGACGGGAGAAAGAAAGACGAAGAGAAGAGAAGAGAAGAAAAGAAAAGAAAAGAAAAGAAAGGAAAAUCCUCUGCCGACACGAAUGAUACAUAUACACAUACACAUACACAUACACAUACACAUCAGAUCACGUCGCUGGAGGGACAUCCAUCUUCUACCUGCACCUGCAACCAAGACUUCUACCUCAUAGCAGAACUUGGCCAUUGUCAAUUAACAUCAAGUCAAUCUUCAGCCAACGAUCAAGUCGUCAAACUCACUUAACCCGAUAUUUACUAGCGGAAGCGAACUUCCUAUCGUCAUCGCCGUAACUGCCGCCCGCUCCCACCUCCACUUGGUUUGGUCUUUCCUUGAGUUACCUUAGCACCAGCAACAAAACUGGCGUACUAAAAUUUCAACCCUUAAAAGCUUUCUGUCUGUUGGUUUUUCGAUCUGUUCCUUCCUUUCCUUUCAAACAAAUCAUUCCACAUCUCCAUACAUCAUCUAUUUAUCUGCCCGUACAAUCUUGAAGGCAUCGCCCAAUUUUGAUACCCUUCGUCUGGAUUUCCUAUCAUUCUUCACAAUUGCAUUGCAUUCCUCUUGCUGCAAUCGAGUUUUUUCUCUUAAUAUCUUACAAUUAAUUCGCUUCGUCCAUCAUGGCUGCUACUCGCGGCAUAAUGGGCAUAGUGUCCCUGAUCCUCCUUGGCGCUUCGAUUAUGUUCAUGUUCUUCGUGAUAUUAGGUGGCAUCACAGGCACAAGUCCUCUGGACAAGACACAAUUUCUUUCAGCCGACACUUCAAGUAUUGCCGGAGCCAGACCAGUGUCACAAUGGAAUUUCUUCAGAGUCUGUGGAGCCGGAAACACCGAUUGUGGUAGCUCAGUGCCCGCUCUUCCUCUCGGGUAUGCCUGGGUUGGGGGUGGCUCUGGUGCUCCAUCCAGUAUUCGUGGUUCAUACGGAAAGUCCACCACUAGCUUCACCUACUUCUACAUGUGGAGAUUUGGAUGGGUGUUCUACCUUAUGGGGCUCUUCUUCACGGUCUUCGCGUUUUUUGCUUCGCUUUUUGCAAUGACCAGCAGAGUAGGCUCCUUUUCCGGAUCUGUUUUGUCAAUGAUAGCUCUCUUUUGGUUCUCCCUUGGAGCUUCAUUGAUGACUGCCGAAUUCGUGAAAACCCGCAACCAGUUCCGUCGCUCCAAUAUGAGUGCGAGUCUAGGCCGAUAUGCAUUCGGUUUCACUUGGGCAGCAUGGGCAUGCCUAGCGAUUUCUGCCGUUCUCCUUUGUAUUGGAGGAAGCGCGAGUAAAAGUCGCGCAGAACGCCGCAACAGUCAGCCAUCCGCUGUUCGUGAUGCUCCAAUUGAAGCAGCAGGUACUAAUGGUGGCGGUAUGUUUUCAUUCUACCGCAAUCAACGCGAGAAACGUGCUACUCGUGGAGACGAUAGCUCGUUCACCAGAAAUGAAAGUCAGCGUCGGGUUGUCAAGGAUGAUUAUGCUUAAAUGCAUAUCUUCAUUGUUGAUGAGGCCGAUGCUAACAAUUCUGUGACAUUUAGCACGAAAUCGACCGACUUGGACUACAAGAUUGCGACCGGAAUGGACACGCAUGAGAAGCAAUGAAUCGAUAUCCAUGACUAGUCGUCAGUCAGGUUUUUGUAUUAAUUUAUGAACGGAUUGGAAAAUCCGUAUUAGCGGCCGUGGCAGUGUCAGGGGAUCUCGCGAAGAUUCCCGUUAGCGAUAUUAAUAGUGAAUGGUUGGAUGGGGUCGGGGAGUUCACUUCUUUCUUUCUUUGCCACUUGUUUUGUUAGUGGUUGUAAUAAUACCUUAAUGUUAGCUUUUCUAUUAUUAAUACAUGA
Molecule: messenger RNA, 2165 nt
Organism: Botrytis cinerea B05.10
Lineage: Eukaryota; Fungi; Ascomycota; Leotiomycetes; Helotiales; Sclerotiniaceae
Exons: 6
Coding region: 976-1812 (278 amino acids)
Biological process (GO): cortical actin cytoskeleton organization; fungal-type cell wall organization; endocytosis
Cellular component (GO): plasma membrane; membrane raft; cell cortex
Source: RefSeq, a predicted model, not a curated record